CAGCGUUAACACGUGAGAAGAUUUAUCAGAAGAGAAAAGGAAAUGACUGGCAGGAUUCUUUUCCUCCUCGUCCUUGUACUAUCCUUGUACAGCGCUGAUGGCGACUGGCGAUGCAAUUGCCGAAAAGGAGAUCGUUGUGUGAAAAGAGGUUUUUCGAUUAGUUGUAUAAAACCACGAACACGAGCACCACCAAAACCAACAACACCACCAACAACGCCAGCACCAGCUGAUCCAUGCUCAUCGAACCCGUGUGCUAAUGGAGGAACUUGUAUUGCCAUAACACCGUUGACUUUCUCAUGCAAAUGUGCUGAAGGAUUCUCAGGUGGCCAUUGUAGAGAAGCCGCAGACAAGUGCUUCAAUCAACCUUGUAUGAAUGGAGGGAUCUGUAAAAAUAACCCGAAUGGACGCACUUGUAGAUGUUUGCUUGGAUAUGAAGGAGCUAAUUGUGAACGAAAAUGUCCACAGAAGAAACUGGAUAUUCUUCUUAUCGAGGACGUAUCUUCGUCUAUCUCCAAAGACGCAUACAGGCAGAUAAAGGAUUUUGAAGUCGAACUGCUCUCUUAUGCCCGCAUACAAAACAAUAUAAUCAAUGUGGCUUUCUUGGUGUAUUCAGGAAAGGCUGAAGUGAACUUUUUGCUGAAUUCGCACCCGGACAACAAAGAAGCCGCUAUUCGAGAUGUAAAUGCUCAAAAACAAAAAGGUGGUUCCACCUUCCUCGGUGAUGCUAUCAACAUGGCUUUAUCUGAUGUGUUUGUAGCGGAAAAUGGCGACCGUCCAGACGCAGAUAACAUUGUUAUCUUAUUUACAGAUGGUAAAAGUAGCAAAAAGUCAACCAUAUCAAGGAGCAUAGGCCGUCUCCUUACAGAGGCAAUGGUUUUUGUUGUUCCAACGUCAUCAGACCUCGACCUGGAGGAUAUUAGCGCGGUAGCGUCACCUCCCGAUGAAGAACAUGUUUUCUCUUUGAGCAACUCUUUGGCACUUGAUGAAAUCAAGGAGAGAACCAUCUAUAUGAAGUGUGGAGUAAAUGUUGCAUUAAAGGAAUAA
Haliotis rufescens (red abalone) is the source of this 1044-nucleotide messenger RNA. RefSeq names its product matrilin-2-like. Lineage: Eukaryota; Metazoa; Mollusca; Gastropoda; Lepetellida; Haliotidae. Bases 43 to 1044 code for a protein of 333 amino acids. The record is from RefSeq and is a predicted model, not a curated record. The transcript is spliced from 6 exons. Gene Ontology annotation, molecular function: calcium ion binding.